This is a messenger RNA of Mucor mucedo, 2034 nucleotides long. RefSeq lists its product as uncharacterized. The transcript has a single exon. The coding region runs from base 1 to 2034 and encodes 677 amino acids. The record is from RefSeq and is a predicted model, not a curated record. Gene Ontology annotation, molecular function: protein binding. Lineage: Eukaryota; Fungi; Mucoromycota; Mucoromycetes; Mucorales; Mucoraceae.
AUGUCACCAGCUACACUACCUUACGAAGUUUUACUCGAGAUAUUCAGUUAUACAGAAAGAAAAACUAUUGUUCAGUGCAGUUGUGUCUGCAAGAGUUGGAAUCAACCAGCAUUAACAAGUUUGUUUCAAGAAUUGUAUUUGCACGAUGGUCAUGAUAUUGUGAAGCAGGAUUUAGAUGAAACAUCUAAAGGGCAAAAGUACUUUAAAUAUUGCGGUAACGUUAAAACACUCAAGAUAAAAGAGAGGCCAUUUGAUGCCUCUCGAACAACUGGAGAAGAAUACAUGUUUACUCGGCAACAAUUCAUAAAACUUUUGGAAUACAUGCCUAAUCUUCAAACAUUGGAUUUAUCAUUAUCUUCUGGUGAUAUUUAUCUGAAAUUUAUCCUGGAGUCUGACUCGAUAAAGUGUCUAAAUCAUAUUCAAACCAUUUCACCCGCCUUUUCAAAAUUUUAUUUCCCCGUAUGUUUCAAGUAUCGUACCAGCAUUGUAAAUCUCAGGAUUGAAUCUUGGACGCAUUCAACUUCUUUUGGCCCUCAGGCUUACCCAACACUGACUGUUUUGAGCCAUUUUACAGCAUUAAAAAACUUGAGUUUGCGUUUUCGUCAAAAUCAAUUUCCAAUGCUAUCCGAUCUUCUGGGAGCCUUUCCAAAUUUACUGGCACUUAAAAUUGGCACAAACUCAUAUUUCCGUCAUUUAUAUCUAGGCGAUUUCGUUCCGAAUCGUCUUGUUGGUAAUAUACGUCCUCCGAUAGACCUUCUUUUUCGGGAUGGUAAUGUUGACCCUCAAGACAAUUUUAUCCAGACUAGUCUUCCUCAAAUCAUUACCCCUCCGAGAAAUGUCACUCUGCACAAUGCCACUAAGAACACACAGUGCAUCACCGUAGAAAGUUUAACUCUUGGCGUACCUGAAACAUCGGGGAAACAGAUCAUAGACAUAGCAACAAGCAUUUCUAAUCGAUUGCAAAAUCUCUACUUGUUAAUUGAUAUGGAGCUGAAUGAAUGGGUACGCAUUGUUGGCAUGGAUAAUGCUUUGAAACUCAUGAGACGUAUGGCUACUAUGAACAAUGCUAUUAUAUAUUUUAAAAUUUAUGAUUUUCAACAAAGUCGUUACACUCGAUCAAAUAUGACGGACCAUUUUACGAUGUUUAACGCAUUUAGAGGAUGCGAUACAACGUGUGCAGCCAUAUAUGGAUAUAGAAGCAUCAUAAAUGAUCCUUUGCUAUUUGAAUAUGGCUUAAAAAGAUGUGAUUACUAUCGUCAAAACAUUAAUGGGACACGUACGAUCAUAAUUGCUUUACCUGAUGUCACAUCCUCUAUUAUCGGACCCGAGAUUUUUAACAGUUUAACAAUUUAUAUCGCAGAACCUGACUCAGAAUUGACUCAUAUGUUUCUGGAGUAUGCAUUGGUCAAUUGUUCGAAACUGCAGAGUUAUACUUUCAUUAAUUUGUGUAGGGGUCCUGAACAAAUUCGACUUCAACUUCGCCGAAACCAAAACCGAGAAAAUGAUUUCCACGAUUCACAAGAUGUAAUAGAAAGGCUUACAGUUUUAGUUAUUGAAGGAUGCAUUCCGCCAAGAAGAACAAUGGAACGAAUCAAUCAUUAUUUGCCACAUAUUGAACUGUUGUGCUUAUCUGGAACCAAAUAUAGGAUGUCGGGUGAAAUAACGGGGCCAAUUGAUACUACGUCUUUAAAAGGCUUGAAACGAUUUUAUAUGGAUCUUCGUAAAGCUUACUGUUGGAUUCACAUGAAGUACACGGAUGGAACCGAAGCUUAUUACCAUUUCACAAGUAGAUAUCACAGUUUUAAAGAAGUGACUGUAAAUGUUUUUCAUGGAAAUGGAGCUUCAAGAGUUAAAGAUCGUCGCAGAAUACGAAAAACCACCAUCCUAUGUAAUAAGGAGACGGCGAUUGUUUUCUUUUACGGCGAAAAAUUUGUAGUUGCAGAGAUCGAGAAAGGCCAACUCCAUGAUUAUAUUAACUUUAAUAGCGACUACAAGAACUUAAAUUUCCUGCCAAAAAUGUUAGUCCCACUAUGA